This is a messenger RNA of Cloeon dipterum, 1177 nucleotides long. RefSeq lists its product as uncharacterized. The record is from RefSeq and is a predicted model, not a curated record. Lineage: Eukaryota; Metazoa; Arthropoda; Insecta; Ephemeroptera; Baetidae. The transcript has 5 exons. Gene Ontology annotation, molecular function: protein binding. Bases 119 to 1000 code for a protein of 293 amino acids.
UCUCUCACUUUUCAUACAAACUCCAGUUGAUUGCAGUGUCAUCGCUAUCAUUUUCUGGAGCGUAUUUUAACCAAAUUAAAUUCAUCUUUUGGGCAUCUUCGCAGCUCCAGCUUGCGUGAUGAGCAAGGGGACGGUUGCUUUGAGGAAGCUGAAGGCCCUAGAAGAAGGUUCCCUGACGGACACCAUUUUUCUCGUUGGCGAAAAUGACGAAACUGCUCAGGAGAUCCGAGCCUUUCGUGUAGAUUUGAUUGUGAGCAGCGAGUUCUUUGAAAAACUGUUGGACAGCCCUUUGACCCAGCAGACAAGCGAUAGAAAGAUCAGACUGAAGAACAUUGAGCCGGAAAUCUUCAAAAUUGUCAUCGAGUUUAUUCACAUGUGCGGUCACCUGAUUGUGUCAAAGGUCGACAAUCUGGAGACCUGCCUGAAGGUGGCAUCUGCCGCUGAAGAGUACAUGAUUGAAGACUUGGCUGAGCUGUGCUCUAAGCUGCUCGAGGACAAGUUCCUUAAGGUGGACAACGUGUGGGCAAUGCUUCACAAGUACCACCUGGUCAACGCCAUCGCUUCACCUUGUCUCAAACUGCUGAGUCUGAAGACGGAAGAUUGUCUGAGGCAUAAAAGCUUUCUCAAGAUCAGUGCCGAGGGUUUGAAGCUUUUCCUAACUCUGGACGAGAUGGCCAUUUCCUCGGAGUCGGAGCUCUUGAGAGCAUGUGUUAAGUACACUGGAAACUUUGCUGACCAGAGAAGUACCUUUCGUGACAUUUGUCUGCCGGGUCUUCGACUCUUCGCUGAUGAUAUCAAGAUGGAUCUCGUUCAAGAGAUAAUACAUCUUCUCACGAAUGACGAGUUGACUUGCUUGGCUGCCUUCAAACACCCUCUCAGGCGCAACUGGUGUCCAAAAAUCGUGCCCACCCUGUCCGCCCUCACCAAGAGCCGUGCCAGAGUCACGCUAGAAGAUUAUGAUUCUUAUUGUGCCUCGUAUUACCCAACACCUUACUACUAAGUUGAAAUGAAUCGAAAUUGCAUAUUUGUUCGUGUCGCGGCAAAUUGGCUCAUCGCUCGCAUAAUAAUGUAAACGCUCUAAUCUUUGUCAAAUUAAAUAUAAAGAGCUGCAAGACGUAGAUAACUUAUGGGAAUGUUGGCUUUUCAAGAUAAAUAAAACAAAAACUAUUCAGGAUCA